CCAUGGUGGAUCAAGCCCUUGUUCCAAGAUUUGUCGCUUGAGUUAGUUCCUCGUGUAAGCGACGGACGAGAGACUGGCGGCGCUCGAGAGACAUCGCAAUCCAUUCUUAAAGGUCGACGGUCGAGAGUGAUGGUGGAUGCAAGCGCGUCGGAAAUUAUUGGGACGGAGCCCACAGACACUGGCAAUAUUAGGCGCCAUAGAUGCUAUGGAUCAAGUAUCAUCGUGUGCGCGAUGCAUGCAGCAGUUGUGGCAUGUGUGAUGGCGGGGAUCGUUGUGGGUGCGCAGUCUUCACUGUUCACCUCUACUGUUCACGUCGGGCCCACCAAGAAUCAAGUGCCAGAAACGGCUUUGCAGCAUUACCAGUCGGUCAGUUCUGCUCAAGUAGAGCAGUUGACGCAGCAGGUCUUGGAGCUGAAAGCCAAGCUGUCUGAACAGGAGCGGCAGAGGGAGAGGGCACGUGCUGAGGAGGCGGAGCAGCUGAGGAAGCAGGUCCUGGAACUCCAAGGCCAGCUGUCCUCGGAUCAGUCGAAGCGGCUGGUCCCCCCCGAGCCUCAGCGUGGCAGCGGAAUCGAGAGGGCUGCGGACAGAUUUUUGCAGGCACCUCUGCCCCCAAAAGUCGAGAGGUUCUCUGUCGAGCGACCGCUCGUGUUCAUCCACCAGAGGAAGGCGGGCGGCUCUUCCCUGCGAGUCAUCAUGGUUGGUGUCUGCAAGAAGAAGGGGCUCACAUAUCACAUCAAAUGCUUCCCGAACAUGGGCGAGACAAGAUGCGACUCCUAUAGCUACGGUGAUUCCAUAGUGGCCGUCUAUGGUGGGCAUGUGGACUGGCUGCAGAUGUCCCGCAUGUUUGCGCGGCGGGGCCGCUGGGACACUUCUGACAAAUCUUGGCACCAGGAUGUUGCGCAGUUUUCCUGUUUUACGAACUUCCGAGACCCGUUGUCGCGCAUAGAGUCGUGCUAUUAUUUCCGGUUUCACAAUAAGGGCAAGGGUGCCCCUUCUUGCCUGGCCGAUUUCGCGCCCGAGGAUAUGAGAAGAUUCUUUCAGGCGAGUCGUUCUGAGUACGGGUAUAGCUGUAUGAACGAGCCAUUCCGCAUGUUGAGCAGCUUCGUUGACGAGGCGUUGUUUAGCACAUAUGACGACAGCCAGGAGUGGGAGCUCGCCUUCAGUAGAACAUUGAACAACCUUGCCCGCUGCGUACCGCUGAUAAUGGAAAAUAGCAAGACGCUCGAUGUUGUUGCCUCAUGGUUUCCACAAUUCGGAGAUGUAGUGAAAUUCCCCAAGGUUCAUUCCAUGACGGGCGGCAGCCGAAAGUGUGCCCUCUCCGAGCAGCACUUGGACGUCUUGCGGGAUCUGACGAGGCAGGAGCGCAGACUGUACGACCUGGUUCUGAAGAGGGCCCAGCAGUUCAUUUCGUCCAGCGCACGCUAG
Molecule: messenger RNA, 1425 nt
Organism: Prorocentrum cordatum
Lineage: Eukaryota; Dinophyceae; Prorocentrales; Prorocentraceae
Source: the annotation of a GenBank genome assembly